This is a messenger RNA of Episyrphus balteatus (marmalade hoverfly), 1365 nucleotides long. RefSeq names its product serine protease easter-like. Lineage: Eukaryota; Metazoa; Arthropoda; Insecta; Diptera; Syrphidae. Gene Ontology annotation, biological process: proteolysis. The coding region runs from base 151 to 1308 and encodes 385 amino acids. The transcript is spliced from 4 exons. The record is from RefSeq and is a predicted model, not a curated record. Gene Ontology annotation, molecular function: serine-type endopeptidase activity.
UAAUUAGUUUUAUUCCGUUUGUUAAACUAAGCGCACAUUCGUUUUCUUAAAAUUAUCUCUAUGUACCUAUCAUCGACGUUCUUAAGCUGAAAUUGGAAUUUUGAAUUGUUAUCUAUUAUUAAACACUGACCAGUGCCGAAAUUGUAUACGAUGAUAAACUUAUCUCUCAUUGGGAUCACCCUAGUCUUACUUAUCAGUUUGAUAUCAUUGACCAUUGGACAAAAUAUUACUAAGGUACCAUGUACUACACCUGAUAUGGAAAAAGGAAUUUGCAUUCAUCUGGAUCAAUGCAUAUAUUUGCUUAACAUGAUGAUGCAGAAACCACUACCAGUUGCAGACAGAGAUUUUCUUAAAAAUAGUCAAUGUAGUUUUACUAAUGGAAAAGUUUUCGUAUGUUGUUUAGAGGAUAAAAUUGAUGUUCAAAUAUGGUCAAUAUUUAAUACAAGGGAAACAAAAAAAAUAAGAGAAUCACUUCCUGAACCCAGUUCCUGUGUUAGUCAGAUUGGAAAUCGAAUCUAUGGUGGCAACGUUACGGAAAUAAGAGAACACCCAUCCAUGGUCUUAAUUGAAUAUAAUAAAGGUGGAAUAACCAACGAACAUCAUUGUGGUGGAAGUUUAAUCAAUGAUCGUUACGUUUUGACAGCAGCUCAUUGUAUUAUCGGUUUACCGGAUUUAUGGAAACCAACUCGAGUUCGUUUAGGCGAAUGGAACACUACAACAAAUCCUGAUUGUCAAAAAUACAAUCUUGGCGCUGAGAUCUGUGCUGAUCCUCAUGUUGAUGUAACAAUCGAGAAAGCAAUACCUCACGAAAAAUAUGUAUCUUUAUCACCAACUCAACCCAACGAUAUUGCGUUGUUACGUUUAUCACGUAGCAUAAAAUAUAGCGACUUCAUAAAGCCAAUUUGCUUGCCGAUUGCAGAUCAUCUUAGGCAAGCAACUUUCGAUGGUCAAUUAAUGCAGGUUUCCGGUUGGGGAAGUACACAGAACGCAACGCGAAGUAAAGUUAAAUUACAAGCCCAUGUUUCGGUUUUAUCAUUGAGUAAGUGCCAGAGUGUUUAUACUUCACCUGCUUAUAAUAUACGAAAUUCACAAAUAUGUGCUGGUGGUGAGAAGGGUAUAGACUCGUGUGAAGGUGAUUCGGGUGGACCACUUAUUGGAUUUGAUACAUCAAAUAAAGGUAUCCAGCACCAGUUUAUUGCUGGAGUGGUUUCCUUCGGCCCGACUCCGUGUGGAUUUGAAGGUUGGCCAGGGGUCUAUACGAGAGUUGGUGCUUAUAUUGAUUGGAUUCUGGAGCAUAUGGAGCCGUAGUUGUAUUUAUUAUGUACUUUGAGAAUAAAAUAACAGAAAGGUUUAAAGUAAAACAAA